Coniophora puteana RWD-64-598 SS2 is the source of this 1312-nucleotide messenger RNA. RefSeq lists its product as uncharacterized. NCBI's taxonomy places the organism in Eukaryota, Fungi, Basidiomycota, Agaricomycetes, Boletales, Coniophoraceae. The record is from RefSeq and is a predicted model, not a curated record. The transcript is spliced from 8 exons. Bases 86 to 1084 code for a protein of 332 amino acids.
GGCACCGGCGACCAUUAAAAACCAAAGGAGGAACAGCAAGACCAGAGUGGAACGUCAGCUUCCAUCCCCCAGCGUGCUUUCCCCUAUGAUGGCGCCGACACUAUCAUUCUCCGAGCUCAAAAUCGCAGGGCUUAUUUUAUCAUUGUUCUCAAUUCUCACAGCCUUGCUCAGGCUCAUCUAUCGUCAUUACCUGAGGAAGCUCUGGAUGGAUGACGCCGCAGUAGCUAUAGCUAUGGGGUUUCAAUUGCUUCAGACUAUCUUCACUCAGGUCCGAUAUAACCCAGGCAGUUAUCAUCGAGAGACGCUGGUGGCAGCGUACUACAUCGCAGCAAUCGCGUUCUUGGGAGUUGUCUGGUUAUCACGAAUAUCCAUUCUAUGGACGGUGAUGCGGCUAGCCGCUCGCAAGAAUACCCGCAGAUUUCUUCUAGUCUGCAUAGUGAUGUACGCUGCGGCAAUGUCAAUCCUCAUUGCACAAGAAGUCUGGGUAUGUGAGCAGUACUCGAGUUGGAAGUCGGAGGCCUUGCCUCAAUGUGAUCUCGGGAAACGCGUCGGAAUAGCGCAGAUAGUCACCGAUGUUAUUGCGGAUCUCACUCUUAUCGUCGCGCCUAUUCGCCUUGUCUACAAGGUACGGCUGUCCAGGACAGAAAAAAUCCGUGUGCUCGCAAUUUUCUGUUCCUCCGCCGCGACGACAAUAGUUAGUACUGUGCAUGCCUACUAUCUCACUACUGUCGGCGGCGCCGAUGAGAUUCUAGCUGGCAUAGUCGAGAUGUCUGUCAGCCUUAUAGUUGCCAACCUCAGCGUCAUCAUUGCCUUCCUAUGUCGGAUCGGCCAAGACAGCAGCAACGAACCUGUGGACAGAUCCGAGACUAGCCAAAUCGUCACGUUUGGCGCGGUGCCAUCCCGGAGGAGAAUCGAUAUCUUACCUGUGCAUGUGGACGUACACAUGGAGACUUUUAGCGAAGUCCCAACAAAGCCAGGUUACGAUGUUCGACAUACUGGCGGGGACGAUGACGUGGAAUCCGUGCGGAACCGUUCACAACAAGAUUCCAAAGCAACAUGCUCAACUACUGAAUACCCCUCAUAAUCAACGUGAAAUCGGUGCUGUUAUAACGUUGUUGUAUUCGAGUGUACGAUCCUUACCGCAGGAGUGAUGAUGUUGUAUCGAUAUUUUGCAGUAACGCUUCAGCAAGAGGACUAACGUUCAACGUUCACAUAUGAGCGCCAUAGGAUCAUUGAAAUCAAAGGACUUAUUCAAGCAAGCAGAUCAGGACGUAACUGGACAAAAGCUGACGUUAUUUCGGUAAAAUACAAG